AGUUAUUUUCCCUUUUCCUCUCAGUCUGUGAGGAGGAUGGAGCUAGAAAUCUAAACAGGGUAGCUGGAGCCUGCAGAGUUCCAGUGAAGCUCCGAGCCUGACCUCCUUUUCCUACUGAGCCUCUCAACAAACAUCGGGCCCCUCUGACAGCCUUCAUAGCCAGAACACUAUGAAGCUCUGGGUUGUGUUUUGCCUGGCAGUGCUCUGGGUGGAGCUCCAAAAUGGUGCCUGCCAACAAGUCAAGCGGAGAAAAGAUGUAGGAGAGAACCGCAUCCGGCCAGGAGGGAAACGGGGGAAGAUAAGAAACCCCAAAAUAAAAGAUGUUGGAGGGAAAGGCCAGUCCCUCUUGACCCAUGUUUUAGAUAAGGGACGCUUUGUGCGCCUGGGCCAGACCUCAACUCUGACUCCUGGGAAAGACAUCGAGCUUCGCUGCAAAGGAAACUCUAUCGGAUGGUCGUACCCGACUUACCUGGACACCUUCAACGACUCACGCCUCAGCAUCAAGCACAGUGACAAGUACAGUCAGCUGAUCCUGACGUCACCCUCUGCAGCUGACACGGGCUCCUACAGCUGCUGGGUGAUAGUGUGUGACGGCACAGAGUGUGAGAUGGACCACGAACGCAUCUAUGCCUCAUACAUCUACUUCACAGACAGAGACAACCUCUUCGUCCCCUCCGCCAUCCACUUUGAGAUCGUGUACCUGCGCCCGGACAAGCCUGCUGUGGUGCCCUGCCGUGUGACUGACCCACAGGCCAAGGUGUCCCUGCACAGAGAAGUCCCUCCAGAGGAGAUCAUGUCCAAUAAGACGCUGAUGACCUAUGACCCCACCAAGGGGUUCAUCCUGCAGAACCCCACCUCAGAUCUUCAGGGGGUCUUCUACUGUAAGGCUGUGACCAAAGGCACUCCUCAGAUCUCCACGAAGUACCAGCUGCUCUAUGUGGAGGUUCCCAGUGGACCACCAUUUGUGAGCCUUGAAGCCUCUCAGGAGUCUGCGAGGGGAGGCGACAACGUCAACUUCACCUGCACAGUGCUGGGAGAGCCGGAGGUGGACGUGAGCUUCACCUGGUCUUAUCCUGGUCAGGGUCGCCGUCCGGUUCACAUACACGCUUCCUGGAGGCUGGUUAUGAGAGGUAUGGGCCACAUCACGCGGGUCACCCAGAGUGUCAUGACUGUAGAGGACAUGGAGACCAUUGACUUUGGAAACUACAUCUGCAAAGCCAAGAACCCACGCGGUGAGACGAUCGUGUCGACCAACCUCAUCUCCAAAUAACCGAUCGAUGGAACCUGAGCUUUGGUUUAUGUUUGACAUGUGUUAACUGUAACACACCAACCAGUGAGACCAAAUGAAAUCAACAUGUAUAUACAUAAAAAUGGAUGUAUUUUUAAAUUGUGGUAUCAUAAUAAAAAAAAAAUUGCUACA
This is a messenger RNA of Larimichthys crocea (large yellow croaker), 1420 nucleotides long. It is a transcript of the gene pdgfrl, whose product is annotated as platelet-derived growth factor receptor-like. Bases 170 to 1270 code for a protein of 366 amino acids. The record is from RefSeq and is a predicted model, not a curated record. The transcript has 6 exons. NCBI's taxonomy places the organism in Eukaryota, Metazoa, Chordata, Actinopteri, Sciaenidae.